Carlito syrichta (Philippine tarsier) is the source of this 1355-nucleotide messenger RNA. RefSeq names its product solute carrier family 17 member 9 (gene SLC17A9). Gene Ontology annotation, cellular component: membrane. Lineage: Eukaryota; Metazoa; Chordata; Mammalia; Primates; Tarsiidae. Gene Ontology annotation, biological process: transmembrane transport. Bases 12 to 1322 code for a protein of 436 amino acids. Gene Ontology annotation, molecular function: transmembrane transporter activity. The transcript has 13 exons. The record is from RefSeq and is a predicted model, not a curated record.
CCCCAAGCUAGAUGCAGCUACCUGCAGACGAGGCCCGCAGGGACACCGCCCGGGACACCCAGUGGUCCAGGCCUGAGUGCCAGGCAUGGACAGGUGCCCUGCUGCUGGGCACUUGCCUGUUGUACUGCACCCGCGUCAGCAUGCCUGUGUGCACUGCAUCCAUAAGCGAGGACUUCGGCUGGAACAAGAAGGAGGCCGGCGUCGUGCUCAGCAGCUUCUUCUGGGGCUACUGCCUGACGCAGGUUGUCGGUGGCCAUCUUGGGGACCGGAUUGGGGGUGAGAAGGUCAUCCUGCUCUCCGCCUCUGCCUGGGGCUGUGUCACUGCUGCCACGCCCCUGCUUGCCCACCUAGGCAGCGCCCACCUGGCCUUCCUCACAGUCUCACGCAUACUCACAGGCCUGUUUCAAGGGGUUCACUUCCCCGCCCUGACCAGCCUGUUGUCACAGAGGGUGCAGGAGAGCCAGCGAGCCUUCACCUAUAGUGCCGUGGGCGCCGGCUCCCAGUUCGGGACACUGCUGGCUGGCGUGGCAGGCUCCCUGCUCCUGGAGUGGCACAGCUGGCAGGGUGUCUUCUACUUCUCGGGCGGCCUCACUUUGCUCUGGGUGUGGUAUGUGCACAGGUACCUGCUGAGCGAAAAAGAUCUCGUCCCAGCCUGGGGCGCUAUGGCCCAUGGCCAGCCGGUGUCCAAGCAUAGCAGCAUCCCUUGGAGGCAGCUCUUCCGGAAGCCUCCUGUCUGGGCGGCCAUCUUCUCACAGCUGUCCUCAGCCUGCUCUUUCUUCAUCCUGCUCUCCUGGCUGCCCACCUUCUUUAAGGAGACCUUCCCACACUCCAAGGGCUGGGUCUUCAACGUUGUGCCCUGGUUGGUGGCGAUUCCUGCCAGUCUGUUUAGCGGGUUCCUCUCUGAUCAUCUCAUCAGUCAGGGUUACAGAGCCAUCACAGUGCGGAAGUUCAUGCAGGUGAUGGGCCUCGGCCUGUCAAGCAUGUUCGCUCUGUGUCUGGGCCACUCCUCAAGCUUCUGCAAGUCUGUGGUCUUUGCAUCGGCCUCCAUCGGCCUCCAGACCUUCAACCACAGCGGCAUCUCCGUGAACAUUCAAGACCUGGCCCCAUCCUGUGCCGGCUUUCUGUUUGGUGUGGCCAACACAGCUGGGGCCUUGGCAGGUGUCGUGGGCGUGUGUCUGGGUGGCUACCUGAUUGAGACCACAGGCUCCUGGGCCUGCCUGUUCCAGUUGGUGGCAGUGAUUAGCAACCUAGGGCUGUGCACCUUCCUGGUGUUUGGACAGGCCCGGAGGGUGGACCUGAACCCGUCCCACCAGGAUCUCUAGGCCCCACAGUCCUCUGGGCUAAGGGCUCAGGAG